AUGUGCGGGAACUUGCCCUGCCGUCCGGUGCUUGAGGCAGUGUCCGCGUGGCUGAAAGAUGAGGUUGUUGUGCCCAGGAAAAAGGAUGGCUGGCAAACGGCAUUCUGCCUGUGUGUUCAAAACUCAAACAUAGCCAGCUGGUACCAGUUUGCCUCUUCGAUGUACGUGGUGGACACCUGCAGCCAUGAAGAGGGCUUCGUGCUGCGUUCUGGCCACAUGCAGGACCGCCACGUCCAGCCGCUGCAAGCCAUGAUGGCUUGUGAUACCCUGAAGGUCGUGUCGUACUGCUUAUCGCAUCAGGCACCGGAAGCUCUUCCUAUGUGGAAACCCAUGUGCGAUCAUGCUCAUUACACCGUUCCGUCAUGCGACGCCCAGUCCUGA
Messenger RNA from Symbiodinium natans, 381 nucleotides. The record is from the annotation of a GenBank genome assembly. Lineage: Eukaryota; Dinophyceae; Suessiales; Symbiodiniaceae.